CAGUAGUUUAGCAACCUAAAUGCUAAGAUAGGGUGUGAAAAUGAAGGACAACAGGAAAUAUCCAGUUUUCUUCUACAUGUGUUGUUUUCUGGGGUUUCUGGCAUCAGCUACUAUUCAACAGAAGACAAGGUUUCCACUCACAUUCAGUUCCAACACAGAGACUGACCUCUGCUCAGUUAGAAGGAUCGGCCAAGAUGACUUACCAGGAUAUGAUAUGAUUUCACAGUUCCAGCUUGAUAAAGCAGCUUCCAGAGGCAUUAUCCGGCGAGUGGUGGGCUCCACAGCAUUACAAGUGGCUUACAAGUUAGGCACAAAUGUAGACUUCAGGAUUCCAACUAGGUCUUUAUAUCCUAAUGGAUUACCUGAUGAGUACUCCAUUUUAAGUACUUUUCGGAUGGCUGGAAAUACACUGCAGAAGUACUGGAGCUUUUGGCAAGUUUUGGACUCUUCUGGAAAAGAACAAGUUGGAUUGAAGUUUAAUGGACAAGCCAAGUCUCUUGAAUACACAUAUAGAGGAACUGAUGGAAGUCUCCAGACAGCAACAUUUGUGGAUUUACCCUAUUUGUUUGAUUCCCAGUGGCACAAGGUCAUGAUCGGUAUAGAAAAAAACACUGUCACUCUUUACGUUGACUGUAUUAUGAUACAGACUCUAAGUAUAAGGCCACGGGGAAAGAUCAACAUCGAUGGCUUUACCAUGCUUGGAAAACUGAAAAAUAAUCCUCAGAUUUCAGUUCCGUUCGAAAUCCAGUGGAUGCUGAUUCAUUGUGACCCUCAACGACCCCAAAGAGAAACUUGUGGUGAACUUAUAGGCAGCAUCUCGAUAAGCCAGACAACCAUCGAGAGAGGCCCCCCAGGUCCACAAGGUCCCCAAGGCCAUCCAGGACCACCGGGAGUUCCUGGCAUUGAUGGUAUAGACGGGGAUAGAGGUCCUAAUGGGCCCCCAGGCCUUCCGGGCCCAGAUGGUGAACCAGGCAAACCAGGAGCUGCUGGAUUGCCAGGAGAACCAGGAGCUGAUGGAUUGACGGGACCUGAUGGAUCAUUAGGCCCAGUUGGUCCAAGAGGACAAAAGGGUGAACCUGGAUUGCCUGGAGGCCGUGGACUUGCUGGGAAAGGAAUUCUUGGAUCUCCUGGUCCUCCUGGUAUAGCUGGACUUCCUGGAGAAGUGGGCAGAGUUGGACCACCUGGUGAUCCUGGAAAGAGAGGUCCUGCAGGACUACCAGGACCUCCCGGCCCUAGGGGAACUGUUGGGCUUCAUGAUGGAGAUCCACUGUGUCCCAAUGCUUGUCCCCCUGGCCGACCAGGGUAUGCUGGGCUAACAGGCAUGAAGGGUCACAAAGGUGCAAAAGGAGAGGCUGGUGAACCAGGAAAACAAGGCCAUAAGGGAGAAGAAGGUGAACAAGGAGGCUUAGGUGAAGUUGGAACUCAAGGCCCUCCAGGAUCUCAAGGGUUAAGGGGUAUAACUGGCAUUUUGGGACCCAAAGGUGAUAAAGGUGCUCGGGGUCUUGAUGGAGAGCCUGGUCCUCGAGGUCUUCCUGGGGCUCCUGGUGAUCAAGGGCAGAGGGGUGCAUUGGGAGAAAUGGGUCCGAAAGGGGACAGAGGACCACAUGGUAUUAGAGGAAUUACUGGCCUCCCUGGGCCUAAAGGAGAAGGUGGCUUACCAGGAGUUGAUGGCCGUGAAGGGAUCCCUGGCAUGCCUGCAACGAAGGGUGAACCAGGAAAACCAGGCCCUCCAGGUGAUGUAGGAAUUCAGGGACUGCCAGGUUUACCUGGCUCUCCAGGAGCAAAAGGUGUUGCUGGCCCAAAGGGUAACACAGGCGCUCCUGGGAUACCUGGCUUGAUGGGGAAUUCGGGUAAACCUGGGGAACAAGGACCACAAGGAGAAAAAGGCCCAAUUGGACCCAGAGGACCACCUGGUAGCAGAGGAGAGCCAGGACCGGCAGGUUCACCAGGCAUACCAGGUAAAAUGGGUGCUGAGGGUGACCUAGGCCUCCCAGGUUUACCUGGGCCUCCAGGACUAACUGGUGCUACAGGUGACAGGGGUAUAGUUGGUGAACCGGGUCCCAAAGGAGAACAAGGUUCGACUGGUGGAGAAGGGGAGCCAGGAGGAAAAGGAGACCUUGGCGACAUGGGUUUGCCAGGCCCUAAAGGAUCGGUUGGUAAUCCUGGUGAAUCUGGGUCACGUGGACCUGAAGGCAGUCGUGGUUUACCUGGUAUAGAAGGAUUACGUGGGCCACCUGGACCUCGUGGUAUGCAAGGGGAACAAGGUGCUCCAGGGUUACCAGGGAGCCAGGGUCCAGCUGGUAGAAUGCCAACUGAUGCACACAUUAAGCAGGUUUGCAUGAGAGUAAUGCAAGAACAACUGGCUCAGUUGGCAGCCAGCCUCCGGAGGCCUGAAUUUGGUGCUCCUGGCCUCCCAGGCCGACCUGGGCCACCUGGGGUCCCUGGACCCUCUGGAGAAAAUGGCUUCCCAGGGCAGGCUGGAUCCCGGGGGCUGCCUGGCCUUAAGGGUCCUCCUGGUGAAAUUGGGCUGAAAGGGAUCAAAGGUGAAACUGGAGAAAAGGGAGAGAGAGGGUUCCCCGGUCGAGGGCCCAAAGGCUUACCAGGAACAACAGGACUCCCAGGAGAGCCGGGCAAGGCCAGCUAUGGCACAGAUGGACGAGAUGGUGAACGAGGCCCACCGGGGGAGGCUGGUCUACCUGGCGUUCCUGGCCCACCUGGUCCUCCUGGCCCUUCUGGCUAUUGUGAGCCAUCAGACUGCACUGUGCGAGCAGGGAUACGAGACGGUAAAAACGUGAAAGGGCCAUGAAAA
Molecule: messenger RNA, 2809 nt
Organism: Euleptes europaea (tarantolino)
Lineage: Eukaryota; Metazoa; Chordata; Lepidosauria; Squamata; Sphaerodactylidae
Product: collagen alpha-1(IX) chain-like
Exons: 38
Coding region: 41-2806 (921 amino acids)
Source: RefSeq, a predicted model, not a curated record